UCCCUCUUUCUUCUUUUUGUUCACUCUUUACAUACGAAGAACAUGCGUACGGCUAUUCUGAGCAGUCUCGCCUUGAUUGGCGUUUUGUCCUCGUCGUCGUCCUUUGCUGCAGCUCAUGGUGACCACGAAGAAGUAUAUGGUCAAAUCCCCGUAGUCUCUGGUCCCUCUGAAAUUACCAACCUUUUCGAACGCCCUGUUCUCGAAAAGGAUGGUUACGUUCCUUCCUUUGCAGGAAUCUCGACAUUUGCCCAUUUGCCCUAUGUGCAGUGCUGGGACGAAGGUGUUCCUGAGGACUACGAUAUUGCUGUUAUCGGCACACCUUAUGAUAUCGGUGUAACCUUCAGAACUGGCGCACGCUUUGGUCCUUCGGCCAUCCGUGAAAGCUCCAAGCGCAUUAAGGGUUACAACAUGGAAGUUGGUAUCAACCCCUUCAAGUCAUGGGCAAAGAUGGUUGACUGUGGUGAUGUUCCUUUUGAGCCUUUCAGCGCUGAGCAUGCUAUUCAGCAAAUCGAGGAUCACGCCAAGUACCUUUUGCUUCGUCCUCCUCAGGUUGGCGAGACCGAAGCAAAGCCUCCUCGUUUGGUUACCUUGGGUGGUGAUCACACCAUCCUUUUGCCUGUUCUCCGCGCAAUGAAUGCUGCUUACAACAAGCCUGUGCAAGUUAUCCACUUUGACUCGCACGUGGAUACGUGGCCCCCAGAGAUCUACAACGUCAAGUCUAAGCAAUCCAAGUACAACCACGGUAACCCCUUGUACCACGCCGCCAAGGAAGGUCUGACCGCCAAUGGAACCUCCAUGCACGUUGGUAUCCGUUCGACUUUGUACGACGACCAAGAUCUUGCCCGUGAUCAAGCUCUUGGUUUCAGCAUCAUCAAGGCCAACGAUAUCUUCAAGCUUGGUGUUGAUGGUAUUGUUGAGCGUAUGCAUGAGAUUCUCGGCCCCAAGGAAGACUCUUUGGUUUACUUGUCCAUUGAUAUCGAUGUGAUUGACCCAAGCAUGGCCCCUGCUACUGGUACUCCCGAGAGCGGUGGUUUCUUGUCCCGUGAAAUGCGUUAUAUUCUCCGUGGUUUGCAAGGCUACAACUUCGUUGGCAUGGACGUUGUGGAAGUUGCUCCUGUUUAUGAUGGUCCUUCGCAACUCACUUCCUUCUUGGCUGCAGACCUGAUUUAUGAAGUCAUGUCGAUGAUGGUCAAGAACGAGGAGUAAUUUUUAUUUUCCUUUUGUCCGGCCAUAGCCAGAUUGUAUUAUAGCAUUAUGCACCUUUUAAAAAAUGUAAUAUAUACUGUGAUUUUUAUAUAGUUUGAAUAAACACUCUAGUUCAAAAAA
Zychaea mexicana is the source of this 1326-nucleotide messenger RNA. RefSeq names its product agmatinase. The transcript is spliced from 4 exons. The coding region runs from base 43 to 1206 and encodes 387 amino acids. NCBI's taxonomy places the organism in Eukaryota, Fungi, Mucoromycota, Mucoromycetes, Mucorales, Lichtheimiaceae. The record is from RefSeq and is a predicted model, not a curated record. Gene Ontology annotation, molecular function: agmatinase activity; metal ion binding.